Molecule: messenger RNA, 1851 nt
Organism: Haliotis rubra (blacklip abalone)
Lineage: Eukaryota; Metazoa; Mollusca; Gastropoda; Lepetellida; Haliotidae
Product: hydroxyacid-oxoacid transhydrogenase, mitochondrial-like
Exons: 14
Coding region: 68-1477 (469 amino acids)
Cellular component (GO): mitochondrion
Molecular function (GO): alcohol dehydrogenase (NAD+) activity; metal ion binding
Source: RefSeq, a predicted model, not a curated record
UGUAGUGCGAUCUACGGAUCGAAGGGAGGUAACUGCUUCAUCUGCCAGUUGAGAAGAGGACAGCACAAUGGGGUGUUCAACUCAAGCCUUGCGCCGAUUGGGAACGUAUUCACAAUCAUGGUUGAAGGGCCUCCAGCAGGCAGCCAGGAACAGCCAUGUCCAGCAACACGGCCGACUCAGCACAGCCAGCUCCUCCACACAGAAGGAAUAUGCCUUUGAGAUGGGAUGCUCCAACAUCCGAUAUGGAGUGGGCGUUACGGCAGAAGUUGGAAUGGAUUGCAAGAACCUUGGUGCCCGCAGCGUGUGUGUCAUGACGGACAGCAACCUGGUUGACCUGUCCCCAGUCAAGAUGACCCUGGAGUCUCUCAACAGAGAGGGCAUCCCCUACAAGGUGUAUGACAAGUGCCGUGUUGAACCCACAGAUGAGAGUUUCAAAGAUGCCAUCAGGUUUGCGAAGGAGGGUGACUUUGACAUGUACCUGGCGGUAGGGGGUGGGUCCGUCAUGGACACAUGCAAGGCUGCCAACCUGUACGCCACCAACCCCAGCGCUGACUUCCUCGACUACGUGAAUGCACCGAUCGGGAAAGGCCUGCCCGUCACACACACACUGAAACCAUUGAUAGCUGUGACCACAACAGCUGGUACCGGCAGUGAGACGACGGCGACCGCUGUGUUUGAUUUCCUGGAGCUGAAAGCUAAGACAGGCAUUUCCCAGCGUGCACUGCGCCCGACUCUUGGCAUCGUGGAUCCUCUUCAUCUGAACACCUGUCCUGAGCGUGUGAUGGCCUACAGUGGCAUUGAUGUCUUGUGCCAUGCCCUGGAGUGCUACACAAAUUUGAGUUACACAGAGAGAGAUCGCCCCAGCAACCCCCUACUGCGCCCUGCCUACCAAGGGUUUAACCCAAUCAGUGACAUCUGGGCACAGCAUGCACUCCGCAUGACAACCAAAUAUAUGAAGAGAGCUGUAUACGACCGUGGUGAUGAAGAGGCGCGGUCUUCCAUGCAUCUUGCCAGCUCCUAUGCUGGAAUUGGCUUUGGCAAUGGAGGAGUGCAUCUGUGCCAUGGCAUGUGCUAUCCGAUCUCCAGCCAGGGGAAGAAGUUUAAGUCCAAGGACUACAGCCAGGACUAUGCUCUCAUUCCUCAUGGUCUUGCAGUCAUCAUCACGGCACCUGCUGUGUUUGAGUUUACGGCCCCCGCAUGCCCCGACCGGCACAUCAAGGCUGCCGAAUGUCUGGGUGUUGAUGUACGCAAUGUUAAGCGUGGGGAUGCUGGACGUGUGCUGUCAGACAAAUUGAGGGAAAUAAUGCAUGAUUUGGCCACCCCAAACGGACUCACAGAGCUUGGUUUCCAGUCUCAGGAUGUUCCGAGCCUUGUAAAGGGAACCAUGCCACAGCACCGAUUAACAAAGCUUUGCCCAAGACCCUUUCAAGAGGAGGACAUCGCGACAUUGUUGGAGAAAUCAAUGAAAGUGUUCUAGUUGUUGCUCAAUGCUUAUAUUCACACUGUAACCAGUCAGGACAAACCAGUGGAAUGAGAAAUAACAUUACACAGAUCGAUAUCCUAGCUCAACAACGGAAAUUAAGAUUUUGACCACUUGACCAGUUAACUUGGCUCAAUCUGGCUUUUUUAAUGUUUAUAGUCAACAUAAAGAGACUAUCUGUUAUUGUAUAUGCAGAGACAACGUGAAGCACCUUGAUGCAUGUGGUAGACGCGUGGACAAGAACUACCUCUCUGGCAGCCAGUAUGUGCUUGCAUAUCACACGAUUGGAGGACUGUUGGCUGAAGAUGAUGUACAUUUUCACAUCAUCCAAAACAGGGCAUUUUGUAGAAUUAAAGUGACCUCUUUAAAAG